AUGGGGGAGCUGAACAUUUUCUUGGGUCUUCAAGUGAAACAGUCCACGAAGGGAACCUGUAUCAGUCAGCAGAAAUACAUCAAGGAGCCUUUGAAGAGGUUCGAUAUGGAAGCAUCAAAAGUGAUCGACACUCUCAUUGCCAUUGCCACUCGACUGGACUUGGAUGAAUCUGGCUCUUCUGUAAAUCAAACAAUGUAUCGAGGUAUUAUUGGAUCCCUCCUCUAUCUCACUGCCAGUAGACCAGAUAUUGUAUUCAGUGUGGGGCUAUGUGCAAGGUUCCAGUCAAACCCCAAGGAAUCUCAUCUAAAGGCUGCCAAAAGAAUUCUGAGAUAUCUUAAGGGAACACAGGACCUGGUUUUGUUUUACCCUUCAGGUGACAAUUUUAAUCUUGUUGGGUACGCUGAUGCAGGUUAUCUAGUGGACAAGAAAAGCAUAUCCAGAAUGGCUCACUUCCUAGGAUCCUGUCUGAUUUCAUGGGGCACAAGGAAGCAAAACUCUGUAGCUCUCUCAACAGCUGAAGCAAAAUAUGUUGUUGUAGCUUCUUGUUAUGCCCAGCUCUUGUGGAUCAAACAAUAA
This is a messenger RNA of Nicotiana tabacum (common tobacco), 576 nucleotides long. The record is from RefSeq and is a predicted model, not a curated record. NCBI's taxonomy places the organism in Eukaryota, Viridiplantae, Streptophyta, Magnoliopsida, Solanales, Solanaceae.